Molecule: messenger RNA, 996 nt
Organism: Vigna unguiculata (cowpea)
Lineage: Eukaryota; Viridiplantae; Streptophyta; Magnoliopsida; Fabales; Fabaceae
Molecular function (GO): zinc ion binding
Source: RefSeq, a predicted model, not a curated record
AUGUUAACAAUUAAAGAGUUAAAUAUUGAUGCUUACAAAUACCUUAUUGUUAUACCUCCAAGGUUCUGGUCUAAGUCUAGAUUUAGUGGUCGAGCCAUAUGCGACACAAUUGUCAACAAUAUGAGUGAAGCUUUUAAUAGUGUCAUAGUGGAUGCAAGAGGCAAACCCAUAAUCACCAUGCUCGAAGAAAUCAGAGUUUAUUUAAUGGAAAGGUGGGCCACUAAGAGAAAAAAGGUUACAACUUUUGAAGGAAACAUCUGCCCCAAGGUCCUUGAUAGACUACACAAAGAAAAGGAGUUAACCAAAUAUUGGAUCCCAAGUUGGUUAGGAGAAAAACUAUUUGAAGUGAGGCACAUAUCCAUGGUUGGAGAUAAGUACACAGUGAAUGUGGAUGCUCAACAUUGCAGCUGUAGGAAAUGGCUUUUGACUGCUAUCCCUUGUUGCCAUGCUAUUGUAGCAAUGAAUUUCAUCAAUGUCAAUGCUGAGGACUUCAUACCAAUCUGCUUCAGGAGAUCCACCUACGAAGAAAUAUAUCAAUCCAUCAUCUUUCCAGUCAAUGGUGAAGUCUUAUGGGAAAGAACUCCCUACCCCGACGUCCAUCCACCACAUAAGAGGAUCUUACUAGGAAGACCCAAGAAAAAAAGAAGAUUGGAAAAGUGGGAGUUGAGAAAGGAUAACACACAAAUCAACAAAGGAGGUCAUAGAAAAAAAUGUAGCAUAUGCCGUCAGAUUGGACAUAACAGGAACAAUUGCCUAGAUAAGCCUGUGGAUGAGCAGACUACAACACCUGCUGAGCCUGCACCAAAUGCCCAAACUACUGAGAAUGCACCAACUACUGAGAAAGCACCAAUUACUGAAGUGGAGAGUCAAGCAACACCACUAUCAACACCAGAAGAACCAUCUCAGCACUCACCCUAUCUACUUGUGUUUGGCAAGGAUCAUGCAAUUCAUUACACGGGAUCGAAUGAGGUUGCAAGUGGAGCUGGUGAGGCUUAA